Molecule: messenger RNA, 10576 nt
Organism: Anastrepha ludens (Mexican fruit fly)
Lineage: Eukaryota; Metazoa; Arthropoda; Insecta; Diptera; Tephritidae
Gene: Hers
Product: serine-rich adhesin for platelets
Exons: 7
Coding region: 435-5693 (1752 amino acids)
Molecular function (GO): chromatin binding
Source: RefSeq, a predicted model, not a curated record
AAUAUGUGAAAUAUCAGAGAAAUAAUCAAAUACCAGUGCCGAAGCAAAAAUCAAAAAUUUUUUUUAAAAAGUUAAAAACAAUAUUAUUACACAAAUGUGUCAAAAGCCACGGGACAGUAAUUGAACAUUUAAAAAAUAAUAAAAAAACCCACAGCAAAACCGUAAAAUAAAAAGUGCAGAGUUAAUAAAUGAAAGAAAAGUUAAACAAAACGUAAAAAUAGUUGCCUUAUCGUUGAAAAAUAAAAACAAAAACAUUUGCAAAGAAACGCUUCCUUGUUGAAAACUGAAAAGCAAUAAUCAAAAUCCUAUGACAUAAAUGAAUUUUAAUGUAAACACAUACACAUAUAUUUUUGCUACAAAAGAAACAAAAGCUAAAGCAACAAACACAAACGUGAAUUAUAAACAGUCGUUAAUACAAUUACAACAAAUACAACAUGAAAUGUGAGAGCAUGGAUUCUUGUACAUUUUGUGAAUUGUUCGCAAUGCGACACAACAACGCACAACUACUACAUCAUCAGCAACAGCGGGACAACUGCUGGCACAAAAUGCUGCGCCCCAACUCGAGUCCAAUGGGCCAGCAUCAACAGUUGCAACAACAACAAACAGCGCAGCAACAACUACAUCUACAGCCACAGCAGCGUUGCUCCAGUGUUGGCAGCACCGGCAGCAGCACUUGCGACACGCUUUCCUCGCUGUCCGGUUCGGCGCUGUCACCAACGAUCAAUAGCAGCACCAAUCUGAGCAGUCAGCCGAGCAGCAGUGAGCGCUACAGCAUUUGGCAGCAGACAGUAAGGAGCAUUGCAGCCGGCACUGCUGCACCCCCCAUGCCAACGUAUUCUAUGACAGGCGCCCCGUUAGCGCCGAUUCCUUUGCUGCCAACACGGCCAGUGGCGCAAGCAACACCACCACCACCAACAACCAACGUACCAGCACCGGCUACGGCGGCGGUUGGCGGUAUUGGUGCUGCGGCGAUAGCUGCCAAGUUGGCCGAGUCGUUUAAGUUAUUACAUCAACAGGCGCAUCAGUUUCGUGAUAUGCUCUAUGCGGCGCAUUUGCUUGGACGAGGCUAUUACCAACCUGCCGGUCCAUUGAUCUCACCACACGUUCUACCACCCGUCGCUACUGCACCACCGCCGCCUCCUAAUGUGCCACUUCUACCGACUGGUGCUGCUUCCGCUUCCGCCUCUUCUAUCAAGAAGUCACAACAAAUACCCGCACCGCUUAGCUCCGAUCCGGAGCUUGCAGCCGCCCAACAACCACCACCAUCAUCGGCCGCAACCGCAGACAGCGCAGACGGUGAUGUGCUUAUCACUGGCGGCGACUUGACACCCUUUCGCUAUCCGCCGGCCGCACACAGCGGCGCGCCCACCACCCAGCAUCAGCAGGUGCAGCAGCAACAGCAUCAACAACAGCUACAUCAGCAAGCUGCCGCCGCAGCUGCUGCAGCUGCUGCUGCUGCGGCCGCCGCCGCUCAUCAGAGUUCUCCAUAUUCACGCUCGAUGCAUGCACAGAUGCACUAUUCUACAGCGUAUCCGGCCAACUAUUGUACGCCUUAUCCAGUGGAAGCGGUUUGCUAUUCACCGCCCGCCUAUCAGCCCUACUUUCCGACCAAAGUUUAUCAGAGCGCAGGACCGCCACCACCACCUUCCACAUACCGACGCUACCCGUACUAUCAGCCCGGCCAUCCGCCACCACCGGCCGAACUCUACGAACAGGGGCCACCACCACCGCCGCCGACGGCGGCCAGUAGUGCAGCACAAGCUACCGGACCGCCACCGCCUACGUCUAUUCAGGGACCACCACCAACAGCACCGCCCCCCGGAACACAACUUGUGCCGGCUGGACCGGCAGCACACGCACAACACCUCGAGCACUAUCCGGGACCGCCAGGCUACUACACCGGCUAUAGUCCAGGCGCUGGCGCUGCGGGGCAGUGUUACACGCGCAGCAUACAGGGACCGUAUAUGGAAUAUCCACCACAGUGUCCGUGUCCAAUGCAACAAUCGUGUCCAAAAAACGUCCAUACUGGGCCUCAUAUUGGUAGCAACAACGGCAGCAACAACAACAACAUCAGCAACAGCGGCUCGAACAGCCACAACAGCAGCAACAGCAACAAUUGUUCGGCGAUGAGUCAUUUGAGCAACAACAGCAACAAUACGCUGAUGAAUGGCAACAGCGACCACAACAUCAGCAGCAACAACAAGAGUUCGAAUAUGACGAACCACAGCCAGCACAGCAGCAACAGCAACAACAGCAGCAACAGCUCGGUCCACAAUUCAGUGGCUACCAGUAGAGGUCCAGUAAAAAAAUCGACGACGACAACCCUAACAACAACAGCAACAAUUACCAGCGCUCCAGUAACAGCAACAGCCGUCGCGCUAGCGGCAACAACACCAACCCAAAUCGACGAAUUGCUACUAUUCGGCAAAGAACAGUCACAACAACAUUUGGAUCUGUUACAGGUGGUGAAGUCCGAGCUAAAAUUAGAAGACUCGGACAACAAAAGCCAAUACGAAGAGAGCGUGGUCCAGCCACCGACACCGCCAGAGAGCUACACGACCAACGACGAAAAGUUAUUGGAUUCGCUAACCGAACACGAGUUGUCAUCGGCGUCGCUGCCGGCAGCUCUUGAAGAGGCUAACACAAAGCUGCUCUUGUGCACUAACAAAAAUGACAGCAAGUUAACAGUUGAUAGCAGUAGGCAGAAACAGUCAAAACAGAAAUUGGCCGGCAACAAUAGAAAUAUUGCGGCGCCAGUACUUGAAGCUUACGACCUGACCACAGCGACAGUGACGCCACCACCGUCAACACCAAUCACUACCACAACAACAACAACCAUUAGCAACAAUACCAACGCCAACGCCAACACCACCAGCUCCACCGCAUUACCGCUUUUGGGACGCAAAGCGCGCAUUGGCAAAACGAUGGCGCGCGAAAUGGUGUACGCAGGCGCAGCAGCGAAGUCAAAGCAGCAACAGUUACAUACACAGCGGCAACAACAGCAGCAGCCAGCGCCGACACAGUUUGUUGCGUUACAACCCGAGCAGCUGCUAAAUGCUAUCAGCCCUUCACCUCAAGUGCCAGCGACGCUAAACGAGUCCUUUCCUGUAACGGCGACAAUCCAGUCACCACUGCAGGCACCAUUUCUGAUUAAGACGGAAAUAAAGGCAGAGAAAAUUAAGCUGGAAGACGAAGAGCAGUUGCUUAGCUCUGUGCUGCAGCUGCAACAACAGCAGGAGUCUAACCAUGACAAAGACAGUGAAAAAGCUGAAGUGAAGCUAAUCAAGGCUGAGCCGCUCACAUUGGCCUGCGAAGAAGUGACGGCCGUAAUGAAUGAUGUCGCCGAUAAUACGACACUUAAGCCGUUAGGUCGCAUGCGCCUUUUACCUAGUUGGCAGCAGCCGCCAGUCAUUCAGUGCGACAUUGACCUCUCUACGACCUCAGACGAUGACGUGCUCGAUCUCUGCCAGAGUCCGACCACAUCCACCUCAGGCUGUGGCCAAAAGCCACGUCUCAAAAUUCUUAACCUACCCAAGGCACAGCAACUGUGUAAGAAAUCAUCGCCGAAUGGCUACAAAAGUCUCAUUAAACAAACUGAACCGCGAACCUAUUUGUGCCUAAGUGGACGCAAGUUGGAUAAACGCGGCCGCUACAGUAAACUGCAAAUACGGCAGUCUGGUAAGGCUGGUGGCGUUAAUGGCACAAUCCGUCGGCGUCAAUUAGUGCUCACUGAUCAGCAGAAGAAGCAGCUGAAACUGCGUAAGAAAAAAUUGCAAGCACUGGAACGCCGCAAGCAGGAAGUGCUGGAGAAGCGGCGCGCAGCUGCCAAGCAAGAGCGUUUGCAGCGGAAGAAGCAGCUGAAGAAAUCACUAGCUGCGAGCGGUAUAAAACAAGAAGAAAUCGAACCAUGUCUCGAGGAGAUCGUCGAUUUAGUAGAGGAGCCAGAGCAGACCGAAAGCGAAUUCAGUGAACUCACACAGCCGGAAGUGCCAACAAUGCGCAUGCUGCUAUCAGAGAGCAGUAGCCUCAGUAGUGGCAGUAAUAGCAAUAGCAGCAGCAGCAUGAGUACACUCAGGAUCACACCGAAACCUUCACCAAAGCGCGGCAAACCACCGCGUAAAACUUGCGUUCCACUACAUUUGCUCGAAACCAUCGACUCCGUGGCGCGUGGUUACUUCUCUGAACCUGAAACAUCACGUUGCAGUGGCGCGCAAAACCAUUACACUAGUUGUGAUCCGGCUGACAGCGAACUAGUCUUGGAUAAGACAGUGUCUGAACGCAAGCAAAAGAAAGACAAAAAGUCGAGCGCGGAAAAACGCUCAAAGUCUGAGACAAAGAAGCCUAUCAAAACCGCCGCUGCAUCCGAAGUUACUGAUGUCGCCCAAACGCUUACAACGGCGCGUGCCAAAAAAACUACCUCAACAACAGAACCUGCGUCAGCAUCGUGCGAUGUGGAACGCAAGGCACCCUUAGAUUUGAUGCAAGGAGCUACGUAUGCCGAGCCUGCGGCAGCGCCAAUUGAGACUGUUAGCAACUCCAUUAGCACAAAUAAAUCAACAAAGUCGAAGCGCACGCCGGCAAAGCGAAAAACCGCUAAAGCGAAGAAACCGAAAAAACAAACUGGAAAUAAGAAAAAAGCCAGCGCGAAGUCAAAACAGCAAGAAAGCGACAACGAGAUGCCUGUUUUGGAGAUGGAUGCGGCGGCGCCGGUGCACGCUGCUAAUCAGCUUUCUUUAGAAACAAAUAACAACGUUUAUGACAAAUGCCGCGCAGAAAAUGCGUCGACGGAUGAAGCGGACAGACACGCACAAAUGGAAGUAGAAGCUGACGACUAUGAGUCAUCAGCGAGCGCGUCACAGGAAAUCACUCAAUUACAGCAACAACAGCCGCCAAUCGAGAAACAUUCCAAUGCACAAGUGUUCCUGCCGCCUGUACCGCCAAUGCCGCGCAUUGUUUGCCAACCGCAUCAUGGCACUAAGCGCACGCGUUCACGAUCCAAAUUCGGUAGCCGCAAACGGCAGAAGGUGAAACAUUCCACCGUCUCAUUUGAAUUAGACGAUCGGUUGCCGCCAGCAAUACGCGGCGAUGUGGUGCCGAAAUGGAACAACGGCUGGACAUGGGAAGGUGAGCCAUUCCAAGGCGCGGUAUUCUUGAAUAGCGACGAUCCGCUAGUCAUACGCACCUGCUAUCCCGCCAUGCGGCAUUCGGAGGGCGACAUAAUCCGCACACGCGACUGCGUACUGCUCAAAGCGAAUGAGGAUAAUGAUUUGCCCUAUGUGGCGAAGGUGGCGCAUCUCUGGGAGAAUCCUGAAGACGGUGAAAUGAUGAUGUCUCUGCUAUGGUACUACCGGCCUGAACACACCGAACAAGGCCGCCAGCCCAAUGACAGUCCCGACGAGGUGUACGCGUCGAGGCAUCGUGAUCACAACUCUGUUGCCUGCAUUGAGGAUAAAUGCUAUGUACUCACUUUCAGUGAAUACUGCAGAUAUCGCCGCCGCUUGCGCGCCGCUGAAGAGGACAUCGAAGAGGAGGUCUCCAUUGUGCCGAAACGACCCUGUUUUUAUAGCAUACGCACCGUGCCUGACAACACCAAUCCCGAGUUGGUCAUGUUCUGCCGGCGCGCGUAUGAGUUUCGCACAAGGCGGCUGCUGAAGAUGCCUAACAAGCAGGACUACAUUGUCGUGAACGACUAAGCAGGCAGCAAUGAAAAUAUUCCGCUCAGCAUUCGCACUGUGAAGGAGCAACUACAGCAAGUGAGCACGAUGCGUGCCACUCGGACUCACUAAAAUAAUAAUGAGGUUAGGUAUAAUAGAAACAAAAACAAAAUGAAAUAGUAUUGUAUUUGUGGUUUUAAACAUUUUGGCAUGUCAUAUAGGGUGCUAUAAAAGUAUAUAAAUGAGAUGUGCUGUUGAAAUUAGUGCGAAGGGUCAUUAGGACUUUCUCGAGUAAUUUUUUUUUUUGCAUUAAUUAUUUUUAAGCGAAAUUGUUUAAGUGACUUAUUUUAAAUUUAUUCUUCUUCUAUUUUACGUUUGUAUGUGUAAGCUUUACUCGAUGUACGGCUUUUUCGCCAAUGUAUUUGCAUUAUUUGCCCUACUUUCCGCGUCGUUUCUUAUUACAUAAUAGCAAACGUAUUUAUAUAGAAAUAUUUUCCUUAUCAACUUACACAAAACAAAUGCUGAGUGUAGUUCUAUUUUUAAAACAAACUAUUAUUGUAAGCAAAGAAUUAUGUAUUGCAGAAAAUAGCAAAAAAAAACUAUUAAUAAGUGAAAAUUUUUGCGUUGCAUUACUGGAAGUUAAUCACGCUGAGGAAUGGAAAUUUAACCAAAAAUGAGUAAAACACAUACAUACAAAUAUUUAGGAAUAUUUAAACGGUGUAGCGCAAGCGUAUAACUGAAAGGAAAAAAACUGCAAUUAUAACAAAAACAAGGGACAGGGCGACUAAAAGCAAACAUUAAGUAACAAAAACUUUAUGAGAAGUAAAUAUUAAUUAAAAAAUGUAUUAAACAAAAAAUAGUCAGUUUAGUUGUAAGCAUUAAGCGUUUAAAGAAUUUAGUAAACCGUAGUUGGUUUCUUCAGUCAAAAAGAAGGCAAAACAUAAAGUUUAUAAGGAUCAGUGAAUACAUUUUUUUCUGAAAUAUUUUGCAAUUUUAUAGAUGAAUAACCUGAAAAUAUUUUGUGCUUUAUUUCAAUUUCUGCUAUUUUUUGUUUUGGAGUUGUGCUUUUGCACUGAAACCCCCAAAUAAUUAUGUUAAAAAUUGAUUACUAAAAUUUUGUUGGCAAGUGUUUUUGCAGCUUACAACAACUUUAUAAAUUUAAGAAUAAAUAAGAAAUAUGAUUCGUUUUAAUUUUUACUUUUUUGAACUGAAAAAUUACGUCAUACAUUUUUAGAUAUAAAGAAAAAAAUGUUUAUAUUCUUUAUAUUAUAUUAAUAAUAUAUAAACAAUAACAAUGAGCGCUUUCGAAGCCUUUAAGGGGGUGGCAGCAUGCCAUCAAGUAGAGCAUCAAGUAGAAAUCACUUCUAUGGAUUUAUUUGUAAAGACAAAACAGCGAGAAAUAAUCAAUUUAUUUGUCCUGGUGAAAUUAUUUUAAAAUGUUCAUAACACAUAACAACUUUUGAAUUUAUUCAGUACAAAAUUUCAAUUUUCAAAAAACCACUUUAAAUGUUAGUAAGGGUAUAUUCAAUAACGCAUUAUAAUGCGCAACGUACUUUUGCAGUGUUGGCAAUGCGUUCAGAAAUGCAAAUAUGGCAGUACUGCAUAUGCAUCGCGUUCCAAAACGCCAUUUUUGUAUCAAACGUCGCGCAUUAUUUGCAGGAAAAAUUUCAAUACUGCCAAUCUAUCAAUUGCAACACUUGUCACAUUGGCAGUGCUGCCAGCGCUGCAAUUACUGCGCAUUUAUAAUGCGUUUCUGAAUAUACCCUAAUGCAUUUCGUAAUUCAAUUUUGUGCUUGCAUCCGAAUGUAGCCGUCGAAAGAAACAAAAACAAGGCAGCUGGUCUACGCUACCACUUUUAAUAGAUGCGCUUUGGCGGGGAUUGUGCGCAUUUAUGCUAAAUUAUUUCAGUUGCCAUUUAUGCACCUGCUGCGAAUGGCAUUAUUACUUUAAUGAGUUAUCGUAGAAAAUAUAAACUUUUUUUACCAAACAAAAUAACUAAAAAAAAUCUUAAGUGCAAUAAAAAUUAUUGCAUGCGAUUUUUCGGGCAUAUAAGACAUUUAAAACUUUUUCAAAUCAAACCAAGCGCAUUGGAAGCUGCGGAUUUCGAGUCUUUGCGUAAAAAGUUUAUGAGUAUGAAUACAGCAAAUUUCUUUAAUUUUUGAAAACAAAAUUUCCAGCUGAAAAUGGCAAAAAAUAUAUGCGUAUUCCAAAUUGGUUGUACAGUUAAUUUAUUGCAAAUAAAAUUAAAUUUCCUUUUUUAAUACAAUUCGCUCUAAAAUAAGAUUAAUUCCUAUUCAUAUUCAUUGAAAGUAAAAAAAAUACGUUUUAUAAGUUGGCGCAUUACCCCUAAAUUAAAAGAAAAACUAUUUCGAAAACGAAAUUUAUGUAUAUGCUUAAAAGGAAAAAGAUUGAGUAUUUACAAAAAUUUAAUUUUUAAUUCUUAAUAUUUUAAUUUUGAAUUAUUAAAUUUUUUUUUCUCUAAAACAACAUAAGCGCAGGAAAUUCGAAGUAUUUAUAUAAAUAAAGUUUAUAUGCAGAAAAAAGCAAAAAAAAAAACAAAUACAUCUGAAUUUUCGUCGCAUUAAUACCAAAUUAAAACAAAAAAUACUAAAAUACUAAAUACUAAAACGAAAUAUAUGUGCUCAAAAUGAAAAAGAUGGCCUACUUAAAACGAAACUUAUUUAAUUAAAAUUUAAUUUCAAAAAAAUUUAAUCUAAUUAAAUUUAAUAAAUUUAAAAUAAUAAAAUUUUAUCUUAAAAAAAUUCAAUCUAUUGUAAAUAAAAUUAAAUUAAAAAAUUUUAAAAAUUUAAAAUUUAAUUUCAAAAAAUUUAAUCUAAUUAAAAUUUAAUUUAAAAAAGUUUAAUCUAAUUAAAUUAAAUUUAAUUUAAUAUUUAUAAAUUUCCUCUUUCACUCUAAAAUAGGCGCGGCAAAUUUGAAGUAUUUAUAUGUAUAAAAUUUUAAAGCAUAAAAGCAAAACAAACAUUGUUGAACCAGCUAAAACUUGUCAAAUAUAAAACUAUCAAUAUAUAUUUUUUGAAAAAAAAAAAAAUGAAAAAAAUUACGUUUCCUUAAUAUUAGCUCAUUAAUAAAAAUUAAAAAGAAAACUAUUAUAGGUAUUAUUUUCUAAAUUCGACCUUUUACUAUAAAAUAAUAGUAAGCGCAGAUAUGUUUUUUGGAAAUAAAAUUAUUAUAUUUAAACGAUAUUACAUUUUUUUUUUUCAAAUAAAAUUCUUAUGUUUAAACGUAAAGUAAUAAUUUCUAGUUGACACUGAACAUAAAUAUUUUGUUUUCGAAAAAAGCUAAAAUUAUCAAAGUGCGCUAAGACAAAAUUUUAAUCAAAUGAUGCGUAUAUUAGUGGAAAUUUAACCCAUUAGUGGUAUUUUAUAAAAAAAUCUAAUUUUCAUAUUUAUUCUGAAAUUUAUUAUAUUUUUUGUUUAUUCUUAAAUUUAUAAAAGUGUGUCUGAGUCUGAGUGACACAGUUCAGACCCAAUUAACACCAAAAAAUCCCAUUUUGAUACACUUCUUGUAGAACCACUAAUUUGUAUUCGUCGAACCAUCUUGAUUUGACUAUGAAUCGUCUAUUUUCUUUUCUGCAAUUUCUUUCAAGCUGACCAUCGAGAAUUCCCCCGCCAUUCUCUGAUGGCGUAGAGCACUCACACUUGGGCACUCAGACAGAUAGUGAAAGACUGUUUCCCUAAAACCGAACAUAUUUUUUAUCUUUUAUCUGAAUAACCAAAAAUUUAUUUUCUGUUUCUACUUUCUAUAUAUUUUAUUACUUUUCCUCAUUGCUUGUUAACAUUUUUUUUUUAAUUUUGAGGCUUUUCAUUUUUUUUAUUUUUUACUGAUUACUAAAUUUUCAAUUUUUGUGUGGAAAGUGGCACAAAAAAUUGUCUUUGAAUAAUCCCUACAAACAAUAAAUUUGAGAAUCAAAAUUUAAAUGACGUAAGGAAAUACAACAAUACCUAAAACAGCAAAUAAAAAAUAUGACUUGGAAAAAUGAAUAUCAAAAAAGAGCAGCAAAUAAGCACAAAAUAUUACAGUAGAAAAGAAAAUGCAAAAACAAAAAAAAAACAUAUUUUUACAGCAGAAACUAAGCAUAAAAACACAAAAGUGGUGCAAGCAAGUCUUGAAUGACUUGGAAUAAAAAAACAUAAAACAAAAACAACAAUGUCGCUAUUCCAGUCUAAUUUUAAAUGUUAGCAAAUUUUUUCUACAAUUCACCACUCUCUGGAAUGGGGCUAUGUAAGAAGAGACCAUAGUCAUAAUUGACAAAAAAACAGAAACAAUGCAAUGAGUAUGCAAAUUUCCUUUAUUCAUAUAUACCUACAUACAUACAUUUACAGUAAAUAGAAAAUAAUUUUUAACAGAUAUAUACAAAAGUACAUUUGUAUGCAUUAUGCGCGGCUGUUCAUUUGUAUCAUAUAAGCACAGGCAUACAUAUGUAUGUAUUUUAUAGUUGUAAUGCCUAUGAUUUGUUUUUGAUUUUACGCGACUCAAGUGCUAAAUAUGAAAUAUUUCAACACUUCUGCUGCAACAUUUAUGCACAUACAUACAUGGAUAUACUCGUAUAAAUAUAAAUUUUCUCUUUACCUAUGUAAGCAUAAUUUUUAAAAUAAUUUAAUUGAAACAAAGCAAAUUUCAUUAAUUAAGUUUUUACGAUUUUUUCAUUUUUAUUUAAUUCGUUGAAUUCUUAUAUUUAUUUGUUUAUACGAUAAUUUAUGUUUGUGGAAAUAUAAUUUCGCCAGACUUAUAAUUUAAUUAUUGUUUAUUAAUAAGUUUUUGUGUAUGUAGUUUCAUUAAAGAAAGAAAAAAAAACGGCGUGAUGCAGCGCAAAUUUAUUUAAAUAUAAUUCUUUUUUUUUUGUGCAACUGGCCACCCUAUUUUGCUAUUAUGUUAAUAAAAAUAUUAUCAUAUUGAAUUCA